Messenger RNA from Morus notabilis, 1798 nucleotides. Its product is annotated as cyclic dof factor 3. The transcript is spliced from 2 exons. Gene Ontology annotation, molecular function: DNA-binding transcription factor activity; DNA binding. The record is from RefSeq and is a predicted model, not a curated record. The coding region runs from base 247 to 1665 and encodes 472 amino acids. NCBI's taxonomy places the organism in Eukaryota, Viridiplantae, Streptophyta, Magnoliopsida, Rosales, Moraceae. Gene Ontology annotation, biological process: regulation of DNA-templated transcription.
UUUAUUCUCACUUUUGAAGGGAGAGGGAAAAAUAAAUAAAUAAAAGUGGCCCUUUUGAUGCUUAACGUUCUUGGUGCUUUUACCACGGAACAUGACUUUUUGGGUACUUUCAGUUUUAGUUUAAGAUUUGUCUUUGCCUUUCGGUAGAGGUUUAUGGAAAUGUGCUUCUUAGUUUGCCAAGCAAUUAUCAUUACUUUCUAGUGAGGGAAAAAAAAAAAAAAAAAAAACACAUUUGUUAGACGAGUUAUGUCUGAGAAUAAUGACAAGUACAAUAUUAGUGAAAAUGGCAAUAAUAUGGAUCAGGGUAUCAAGCUCUUCGGAAGAACGAUUCCCUUGUACGGUGUGCAGAUUUCUUCGGCCAAGUCUGAGGAUAGCUGCAGUGAUGUAACAAAAGCAGAACUGGAUAGCCUUAAUGCAGAAAAUUCAAGUGAGCAAGAGAGGUCGCAUGGUUUUAGAGACAAUAAAGAUGAACACACAGAAACUAAUAAUAACUCAGAGCAAGAGAAAGUCUUCAAGAAACCAGAUAAAAUCCUUCCAUGUCCAAGAUGCAAAAGUUCAGACACAAAAUUUUGUUACUUCAAUAACUACAAUGUCAACCAACCUAGGCAUUUCUGCAAGAACUGCCAGAGGUUGUGGACAGCUGGUGGAACAAUGAGAGAUGUUCCGGUGGGUGCUGGGCGACGGAAGAACAAGCACUUAGCGUCUCACUUCCGACAGAUGCUAGCAUCGGGCGACAGAACACAGGCUGAUAGAUUAGAAACUACAAAUUCAGGCCAAUCCCAACUUCUGACUUAUGAUGAAUCCUCUACAGGGAAAGUUUUAAGAUUUGGUCCAGAUCAAGCACCUCUAUUUGAGCACAAGGAAACUAUGCUAACUCUUGGCAAUGCAAAGGGAUUUAUUGAGAUGAAUUCCGUCAAUUAUCCAGAAAAAGAACAGGAUCCUCCACCAGCCCCAUCUGCCUUAACACAAUCUGGUUAUGAGCGAAGCGAAUUACAUGAAAAUCCGAUGCAAGGAUAUGUUGAUGAGCCAGCUUCUCGUCCGCUAGAAUGCCAAUCUAUUCCUUCAUUGGUUCUCUCUCGGAACCCUGGUUGGAAUAAUGCGAGUUCUGCUGUGAAAUCGCACUAUUCUCGGCACUUUGGUGCGUCGAAUUCCAGUGCCUUAAACCAAGUUCAGUGGUUUCCCACCCAUGUUUUAGCUGUACCAAGCUCUUUUCCAUCAACCAUUCCUUUGCAAUUUGUUCCAGCUUCGUACUGGAGUUGUAUUCCAGUAUGGACUUCUCCAACAGGGAAUAUGUCACUGAGUGCAGGAUCCUUUAGCUCCAUGUCUCCAUCUUCCUCCGCCAUUAACAAUCGCUACAUGGGCAAUAUGUCACCAACCUUCGGCAAGCACUCCAGGGAUUCUGAAUCCAUAGAUAGCGAGCCUCCCGAAAUGCGAGUUUCAGCCCCGAAAAUACUGAAAAUUGAUGACCCGAAUGAGCCUUUAAGGAAUCCAAUUCAGACCAGGUUCGGCAUUAAGCUUGAUGAGGAUGAUCUUGUUGUGAAAGGUAGUGUUCACAAAAAGUUAAUACAUAAGAUUGAAGGAAAGGACCAUGUACAUUCCUCUCCAGUCAUGACAGCAAAUCCAGCAGCCAUUUCUCGCUCUCAUACAUUCCGAGAAAGUGCCUGAUUUAGCUCCCCUGUUGUAAUAUUUCUUUCUCGAAUAAACAUAAUUAAAUUGCAUAUAUACUUGCCGUUUACACUUUGUAGUACACAUUAUCUUUAUUGCUGCAUAGAGAUCCUGCAUUCCUCUUGUCAGGAAA